CGGGACAGCCACCUCACCCGCCGGUGGGGCCUGCGCAGGCGCACCUGGAGCUUGGGCAGAAGAAGCCUGGCGGCUCCUGGCUGCACCUGUGGUCCACCCCGACCGACCCACCGACCGACCCGACCGUUGGGCUCGCGGGCGCGCGGGGGAAGCGCACGACGCACACGCACUUGUUCCGCGGCCCCCGCGAGGAAAGAGCUCGGGAGACCAAAGUGUGUGACCGGAGCGGGCGCGGUCAUGCGUGACGCUGGCGGUUACAAAGGCCGGCAGGCGGGAAGCACGGGCCCGCUCCGGGGUAGGCUCUGGGGGGCGGCGGUGGCGGGGGAGGAGGAGAAGCAGAGCUACGAGUAUGGCUCCACGAGGUACCUGCUGCUGUGCGGCCUGGGCGGCAUGCUGAGCUGCGGGCUGACGCACACGGCCAUCGUGCCCCUGGACCUGGUCAAGUGCUGCAUGCAGGCGGACCCCGGCAAGUACAAGGGCAUCCUCAGCGGCUUCAGUGCGACGGUGCGCGAGGACGGGCUGCGCGGCCUGGCCCGAGGCUGGGCCCCGACCCUCCUGGGGUACUCCCUGCAGGGCCUGUUCAAGUUCGGGCUCUACGAGGUCUUCAAGAUCCGCUACAGCGAGCUGCUGGGCCCGGAGGGGGCGUACGAGUGGAGAACCAGCCUGUACCUGGCCGCGUCCGCCAGCGCCGAGUUCUUUGCCGAUGUGGCGCUGGCCCCCAUGGAGGCGGUGAAGGUGCGCAUGCAGACGCAGCCCGGCUUCGCCCGCAUGCUGCGCGCCGCCGCCCCGCGGAUGUUCGCGGAGGAGGGCCUGUGGGCCUUCUACAAGGGCGUGGCGCCGCUGUGGCUGCGGCAGAUCCCCUACACCAUGAUGAAGUUCGCCUGCUUCGAGCGCACGGUGGAGGCUCUCUACAAGUAUGUGGUCCCCAAGCCCCAAUGCCAGUGCACCAAGGCCGAGCAGCUAGCCGUCACCUUCGUGGCCGGCUACAUCGCCGGCAUCUUCUGUGCCGUUGGGUCCCACCCUGCCGACUCCGUCGUGUCCGUUUUGAACAAGGAGAAGGGCAGCACGGCCUUCGAGGUUCUGCGCAGACUGGGCUUUAAGGGUGUCUGGAAGGGCCUCUUCGCCCGCAUUGAUGAGGGAGCAGGAGGCUGGUUCUGGGACUUCAUCAGCAUCAUCAUGAUCGGCACCCUGACAGCGCUGCAGUGGUUCAUCUAUGACUCGGUCAAGGUCUAUUUCAAGCUGCCUCGCCCUCCAGCCGCCCAAGCGCCCCCAACCCAGAAGCAGCAGGAGUAG
Mustela lutreola (European mink) is the source of this 1293-nucleotide messenger RNA. Its product is annotated as solute carrier family 25 member 3-like. NCBI's taxonomy places the organism in Eukaryota, Metazoa, Chordata, Mammalia, Carnivora, Mustelidae. The transcript has 2 exons. The record is from RefSeq and is a predicted model, not a curated record. Gene Ontology annotation, cellular component: mitochondrial inner membrane. Gene Ontology annotation, biological process: mitochondrial phosphate ion transmembrane transport. The coding region runs from base 238 to 1293 and encodes 351 amino acids. Gene Ontology annotation, molecular function: phosphate transmembrane transporter activity.